This is a messenger RNA of Drosophila sechellia, 2291 nucleotides long. It is a transcript of the gene Csp, whose product is annotated as Cysteine string protein. The coding region runs from base 190 to 939 and encodes 249 amino acids. The record is from RefSeq and is a predicted model, not a curated record. The transcript has 7 exons. Gene Ontology annotation, cellular component: type Is terminal bouton. Gene Ontology annotation, biological process: regulation of neuromuscular synaptic transmission. NCBI's taxonomy places the organism in Eukaryota, Metazoa, Arthropoda, Insecta, Diptera, Drosophilidae.
UUCCAGCUCUAAUUUCGUUGCGAAAAAAAUUAGAAUCGAGGCAUCGGCACGGACGUAUAAAACUGCAAUUCGAAGAAUACACGCACAGAUUGUGGUUCUUGGCAGGCACAGACUUUCAGGGCGUGUGACAGCGAUUGCUAGUGCAAAUUACCCGUUCCCAGGCAAAGUGACACAGGCAGAGGCAUCAGGAUGAGCGCACCUGGCAUGGACAAGAGAAAACUCUCGACAUCUGGCGACUCGCUUUACGAGAUCCUAGGACUUCCGAAGACAGCCACCGGAGAUGAUAUUAAAAAGACUUACCGGAAACUCGCACUCAAAUACCAUCCCGACAAGAACCCGGACAAUGUGGAUGCGGCUGAUAAGUUCAAGGAAGUCAACCGGGCCCACUCGAUAUUGAGCGACCAGACGAAGCGCAACAUAUACGACAACUACGGCUCUUUGGGCUUGUACAUAGCCGAGCAGUUUGGCGAAGAGAAUGUCAACGCAUAUUUCGUGGUCACUUCACCGGCUGUAAAGGCGGUGGUUAUCUGCUGUGCCGUGAUCACUGGAUGCUGUUGUUGUUGCUGCUGCUGCUGCUGUUGCAACUUCUGCUGCGGCAAGUUCAAGCCGCCGGUCAACGAGUCGCACGACCAGUAUUCACAUCUGAAUCGCCCCGAUGGCAAUCGAGAGGGCAACGAUAUGCCACCGCAUCUGGGACAGCCGCCACGCCUUGAGGACGUUGAUCUAGACGACGUUAACUUGGGUGCGGGCGGAGUCCCCGUUACCUCACAGCCGCGCGAACAGGCCGGAGGCCAGCCUGUUUUCGCCAUGCCGCCGCCCAGUGGAGCCGUGGGAGUCAACCCCUUCACCGGCGCCCCUGUAGCAGCUAACGAGAAUACGUCGCUAAACACAACGGAGCAGACCACUUACACGCCAGAUAUGGUUAAUCAAAAAUAUUAGUCAAGUGCUGCGAGCGAGUCAAGACCCGGGUGCAUGCGUACACCACACAUUCAGAUACAGACACAGAAAAUACAAGCCCCUAAAUCGUAACAGAAGAGAAAACCAGAUUUAUUUUAUAAUUAUUAGUGUUUUUAAGAUGCGCGAUAUGUUGAAGCGAGUAAACAUAGAAACCAAUGUAUUUAUUUUAAGCCGUAGCACUUAGCUCUAAUUUUAAACUAUCGAACUUCGUGGCCGCCCUCCGGUCAGUCAGGUUGAUCUUGGUCCACUUCGGGCAAUCGAUUCACCAAUUCCAUUGUUCAAGCCAUGCAUCUAGCCUGGCAGCUGUACCACUAUACCACUCGAAUCGAUAGCCAAGCCGCGCAGCCACCAACACCACCUAUCCAGCCAUGCUAAAACACCAAAACACCCUGCGGUGUUGAUGAAAUUGUAUAUCGGAAGUUAGUCUAGACAUUUGCUUGGGGAUCGGAUCCCUUCCGGCUUAGCCCGUGAGUUGGGAUUCAGUCGCAAAGAGAGGCACUGUAAUUAUAUAUAUGUAUAUGAUAUGUGUAUCUAGUUUGCAUUUGUGUCGUCGCUUAGUCUAGCUAAAUUGUUCGCGAGAUCGCCUCUUCACCGAUUGUUUCUGUUAUUUUGCACUAAAUUGUUAAAGCCAGAACUACUUAUGUAAAAAGGAUGAAUUGUCGAGCGACGCGCCCAGCAGAUUGCUCCGAUCCGAUUCUAAUGCAAAUGUAAAUACGAGUUAAACGAUUAAGCAUCACACAGUUAAACAGAGGAGGACGAAGAAGAGGACACUGUGAAGGGCGAACUAAUUAACGCAAAGAUAAAUUAUAUAACAGAUAUUAAUAAUCCCCUCUAUAUAUAUAUAACAAUUAAAUACGAGUAAUCAAAAGUUGAAUUGUAACCCCCGAAAGUAUUGCACAUAUGUAUGUAUUCCAAAUUGUUUCAAAAUUGAAUUGUAUCUAUUUGAUUUUUGUUUGAUUGUUAACCCGCUUUUAAAUGUAAAUGAAUGCGAUUAGUCCAGCAGUAAUUACCUUUUAUAUAGUAGUAUCCCAUUCUAAAUCAUUGACAUCAAUUAUUGCCGAUCAGCUCCGGGCCAGGAUAAAAGUCCUUGGGCGCCGUGAUCUUGGGCCGGGAUCCGAGGGUCGCCGGCUCAUCUAUAGUAUAAACACGCAUACAUAUAUAAAAUUCAAUUAUUGAUAAUUACAUUUAACGGUCUUGCGUGUGUAUUUAUUGUUCGUACAAGUCAAAGCAAAAAUACUAAGUAAACUAAAUUUAAACUUAACAAUUGUUUCCAAAUUUCAAUUGUAUUCUGGUCUAACGCGAAGAAGCCGAAAUAAAUUUACUAUACAAACUCA